CCGAAAAGCAUGGCGCUGGAAUCAAGUAUUGCGUUUUUGUUAGCAGACAGCUAUGAUGUUGAAGAUAUCUUAUUUUUCAAGAAAAAUGCAACUCGUAAACGUCGGAAAGUAAGAAUGAUUCUGAAAACUGAACCAAGUGAUGAUCUGCAAAGAGAGGAUGACAAAAGAGAUGUUUUCAAUACCGUGCUGCAAAGCUUGACAAUAAGUGAUUUUAAGAGUCACUUCCAGCUGACACCAUCUCAAACUGAGGAGUUGGUACGGCUGCUGACACCUUGUAAAUGGACUGCCAUUAGGCAAGAGGGAUGGACAGUGUGGCAUGCAGUGCUUGCUAGCCUGUGGGCUCUUUCUACCCAAGAGUCUUACCACAGUGUGGCAAAUCGUUUCCACAUCACAGAGUCACUCAUUUGUGAUCAGCUGGAUGAAUUCUGCACCCUUGUUACCAGUAACUUGGCUAAUGAAAUUCACUGGCCGCACGGGGAGGAAGCAGAAAUGUCUGUGGUGGGGUUCUUUUCUACUGUGGGGUUACCAGAUACUCUUUGUGUAGUAGGAACGGGUUUCAUUCCUAUUGAGAAACCUACAGAUGUGUCAGAUCCAGAGGUAUAUAGAGACGCAGAGGGGUCGUACUCUGUAAAACUCAUGGCUUUUUGCAACCACAUGGGUCGCUUUACCUAUGUGUCUGCAGAGCACCCUAGAAAUUGGCAUAACUCAAGAGUCCUGUCAGCCACGGAGGUUGGCAAGGCAUUGCGGGAAAACCCUGUGGCUCUGCUACAUGGCAAACACAUUAUUGGCAAUUCCACCUUCCCACUUUCAGAGCACUUUCUGACUCCAUUCCCUGAUUAUGCAACACUAGGACAGAAAAAAGUAUGUUAUAACCAGAAGGUGCAGUCAUCUCUUGCAGUGGCACAAGGCUCCAUCCAUACUCUGAGAUCUUGUUUUCAGAGGCUCAGAUGUCUGCAGAAGCAUUCCGUUUGCCAAGCCAGUUUAGCUGUGAAGACCUGCUGUAUUUUAUACAACAUGUUCCUAGAAACGUAUAAUGUUCUAGUGGACUGCAUUGGGGAUGAUGUAACCCAAAAACCUUUCCAUGAACUACGCUACGGACACUCUGGAAGUCUUGGUGGAAUAUCUAAAAGACAAGACAUUGCAGCCUCACUUGGGCGAACCACUAAAAAAAGAAAAUGUAUGUACAAUUAGUGUUGAAAAGUAAUGUUGCAUAUGAUAAUGAAUACAACAUGUUGACAAAAUGCUCUAAUUUAUAAGGUGACUUGUUUUGUUAAUCACUGUAGUAUGUAUAUUUUAUGUGCAAUUAUGUUGUUAUAUGUUGGAGUCAUCAUAAUGCAAUGCAUAUGUUGAAUUACAAAAUCAAGAAGGACAAGUGUUCGUAUAAUAAAACAAUAUCCUCCA
Sinocyclocheilus anshuiensis is the source of this 1401-nucleotide messenger RNA. RefSeq lists its product as uncharacterized. The coding region runs from base 10 to 1191 and encodes 393 amino acids. The transcript is spliced from 4 exons. Lineage: Eukaryota; Metazoa; Chordata; Actinopteri; Cypriniformes; Cyprinidae. The record is from RefSeq and is a predicted model, not a curated record.